AGACAUGGGAACAACACAAGUCACAACAAUUGACAGCAUCCUCAUGAUGACCCUUGAAUUGGAAAAACUGAUCUUACCUAGCCAUAUGGCCGGCUGCCUCUGCCAAUUUAAAAAUACUAUUGAGGUUGUCUGUAAGACAGUAAAGCUGCAUUGUGACAGUGAGUGCCUGACAGACAUCACACGUUGUGAUGAAGAAACAUCUAUAAGGAAUGCCGGAGGAUCGUUGAUGAAGGUGUUAGAAGCCCGGAAGAAGAAAAACAGCACCGAGCUGACUAUUGAGUCAGAGAGGGCAUCCUCAGAUAAAAAUGCUGUCAGCUUGUCAGGCUUCAUGAAUGAGCAGCUGGAGUUUAAUAAUAACAGUGAUAUUAUCAGUGCACUAAGUUACAUACUGCCUAAUAUCUCAGAGGGAAAUCUAGGAGACAUGGAAUCCACAUUAUUACCAUUCAUUCAACUUCUUUUUUCAAAUACACAAGAUGGAGAUAUGCCGCUGGGUCUUUUGAAAAACAAUAUAAGGAGCCCUUCUGUUAAACCUGUAUGCAACAAUUCAACUAAUAAAAAUAAAUUGAGGAAACUCCAUUUUCUGGAAAAUUUUUAGAUGCAGAAACUCAAGAAAAAAUUGGUGAGGUUAAAGGAAGAAGAACUUGCCAAGCGUACUCGUUCCAACCUUUCAAGUGCCAUGUUUAAAUGCUACAUAUUUCAAAAGAUAUUGGAAACUGCCCAACCACAGAAAGACAGCCUAGAAAAGAUUGAGAGUACAGAGGAAAAGCUGCUGAGAGUGAACAGGGUCCUCAAGGGCCCAAGGGGCCUACAGAAAAUGCACCUCAAAGCAGUGGGAGAUGAGAGCGUCAGGAAGAAACAGAAUGCCCAGCCAUCUGUGGCGAAUACUGCCAAAGGAAGGCUCAGGAGACCAUCCCCAAGAAAGCUGAAACAGUUUCUCAUGGUGCCGAGGCCCAGGAAGCUGGUGGAAAAGUCCUCCAAUGUAGAGUCUUCAUUCAUAAAGGAACCCAAGGCAGCAGGCUCCUCUUCCCUGAAACAGUACUUCAAUGGCAGGCCUUCUGCCUCCAUCCCUCCAAAAUCCCCAUCACAGGUUAAAAGCAAAUCAAAAGACUUAUCCAACACUUUUUUUGUUUUAGAAGCUGCAAAGUCUAGAGUUAGAAAUAUCAAGGCUCCUGAACUAAUCUCACAUUCUGGGAAAAAAUACAUCUUCCACAAAACUCGGUCUCAUCGGGUCCACAGAAAACCCAAAGUCAAAAGGAGUCGAAAGUUCAGAAAGAAAAUUUCACUCAACAGAAUGAUGCAUGCAAACUUUCCGUUCUCUGUAGUGAUGAGUCUCAUAAAUUCCCCUCCACGAGAGGCUGUUUCAACUUCAGGAGAUGUGACUUCUUAGGAAAAUCCUUUUCCAGAAUUAUUUUCUCUUUCAGACCCUUCUACAGAAAACACUACUUCAGAAAACAAUACUGCACAAAAUGUUUCUGAAGAAAUUAUUUCUACAGGAAACUCUACUCUGCCAGGAGGAACCGGACCUGGAAACACUACCCAUAGGAAUGUCUCCACCGCACAUUCUACUGUUGCUGCAGACAACAGUAUGGCAACUGUUCAACACACCAGCGAAACACAUUGGGAGUACCACAACACGGGCACUGAAUUCUCCUCUAAGCCCUCAGGCUUCACUUUCCCAGGGCUCACAUCCCCGGCUGAUCAAGUUGAAACUCAGCUAAACCAGCAGCUAUGUUCCCUCAUCCCCAACAAUGACGUGCAAAGGCUCAUUCCUCUAGUUAUCCAGACUUUUAAAAUGGACUGCUCACAGACCCACGUGCAGCUGGGCUGUGCCAACCUUAUCUCUAGAGCAGGCCUCCUGAUGAAUCUUCUCAGCAAGCAGCAAGAAGUAAAUGUGUCCAAAGCAGAAUGGCAUAGGGACCAGUGGAAAGCUGACAACUAUACCAGUGAGAGCACAGAAGCCCAGAGUGAGCAGAAAGAGCAGGAGUCAAGUGAGCUCACAAAAGAAGUUCCAGGUUAUGGCUAUAACAACAAACUCAUCUUGGCAAUAUCUGUAACUCUAGUAGUGACGAUUUUGGCUACAACUCUCUGUCUCAUUGAGAUUUAUUCUCAUAGAAUUGCAAAAGAGGAAGAUAAAAAAAGAAGCAGAAGGGUCAUUAUCAUUCCUCCUGAAAAGGAAGGUAACCCAGAAGCUUGCUAUUCAGAAGGCUAUGACAGAUGCAUUCCAGAAACUGCCGAUUGUGGUUUUAGGUCAGCUACUUUUCCUGUCAGCUGUGUGGCCAAAGGGAGGAAGAAUGUCUCUCAGACUUCAGCUUUGAGGAGGAAGAGUUCAGAUUGCCAGAACUGAACUAGCACUUUUGAAUUUCCCAAAAUGCCAGAUGUUGGCCCCGCCUCAUCAAGAGUUGACUGAGACUGAGGUUCCAUACCCGGACACGGAUUCGGUUGGAGAGCUGCCUACAGGGCCAGAUCAGUUUGCUGUUCCACAUCAGGAUCUGAAUAACAAGCAAACCCAACAUCAAAGCUCCCAGAGGCAGUUCCAGUGCUAGAUUGGAAUCAGAAUCAACCCAUGGUUCUGCCUUCUCGACACAAAACACCCAUUUUGUGUCCAACCCAGGGCUAAGUACUGUGGGAGCCACAGAAGUACAUGGUACUGUCUCCAGAACAUGACAAGGACAAGUGAGAAGAAAGGGGAUAUGUCUUAAAAGUCAGGAUAUGAACUGUGUUUCGUCACAGAAAUUUCCACGGAAACUCUGUAUCUUACAUUGAUGAAAGUAUAUAGAAGGCAUACCGCUGGGCUGAGAAGCUAAUUCUCAGUGAAAAUUAUUUGACUGAAUUACAUAAGGACUCACUUGAAGGCUUGCUAUCCCUCCAAUUUUUAGAUUUAUCCUGCAAUAAAAUACAGUCUAUCGAAAGACAUACAUUUGAACCACUACCUUUUUUGCAGUUUAUGAAACUGCAGCAUCUUCUGCGUUCCUACCAGCUCCUUGAAGAGGUCUCUGGCACGGAAGGGCAGUGGGUAUUGAGGUGUCUCUCCUGAGGAAGAAAACUGGGUCCCUUAUUGAAAAGGGGAAAAGGUGCCUACGCUUGCACCAUGACAUGCCAGGUUCUGUGCCAGGCCCUGCUGCAGGUGCUGGGCAUAAACAGCAAACAAGACAGACGUGGACCCUGAGCUCUUGGUGGUGACACCCAACAAGAGAAAACAGACACACGGCACCUGUUCACAUCACUCCAGCUGCCUCCGGCUUGGACGAGUCACUGUCGUUGUCACUUCUCCCUAGACCGCCAGGACAGCCUCAUACAAGUCUCUUUCUCACUGCACCCUCUCACAGCUCCGGAGCGUCUUUUGGUCUUUUAAAAGUGGAAGUGUGCUCCUGCCACUUCUAUGGAAAGCUUUUACGCUCAUUUCACUUAGAAUAAAAUUUAAGGCCCCCAACUGGGCCUGUGAGCCCCUUACAAUCUACUCUUUGCUCACCUCUCCAGUGUCAACUCUGCCUUGGGCUGCAGACGCCCUGACCUUCAGUCAAAUUUUUAUUCUUGGCUUUUCUUUUUCUUUCCAGAGAGGCCUCCUCAAUCUAAAUUAGGGGCCACAAUUACACUCUCUUUUACUACCCUAUCCUUUUCCUUCACUGCACUUACCAUAAUUUACAAUAAGAUACUAAUUAGAAUGAUGAUGUCUGACCUACUUGCCUGCACACGCUGUGAGGAAAGGGAUGAGGAUUGUUUUGUUCAAUAGCCUUAAACAGAGCCUGGCACACAGUAGUCACCAAUAUUUAUUGAAUGACAGACUGACUUAAAGAACGACACUCUACUCUGCCAUCCAAUACGCUAACCACUGGCCACAUGUGGUUACUUAAAUUUAAAUUAAUUUAAAUGAAAUAAAAUUUAAAAUUCAGUUCCUCAGACACACUGGCCACAUUUCAAGUGCUCAGAAGCCACUUGUGGCUACUGGCUACGGUGUUGGACAGUGCAGACCGUUUCCACCACUGCAGAAUGUCUUACUGGACUGUGUUGUUAGUAAGUAUGAAUAUCGGUCCAUUCACUCCCUUCUUAGGUGGCUAAGAAAUGUAAUUUCACUUUUUAUGACUGAAUUUACUUUCAAUUUCAAGGCCCUGUUCUGCUGGGCUAGGGACACUUACCGGUCUAUUUGAGGUCCCUCUCCUUUUCCUGUGGUGGGACAAAUUCUAGGAGCCUUAUGUCAUGCCAAGGUCUCAGGCGGGGACUUAGUACCAGCCAUCCUGUUAUUCCCAGGACAUCCUCCUCCUCAUCCCAGCAUUAGCCUAUGAAGGACAAGAGAGCUGAAAAGUCUUAUAAUGAGAAGGAGCAACUCUGGCCUUCCCUCCCCCUCCUCUACUCCUUCUCAUUCCCCAGAGGCAUCCCUUUCAAUUUUUAAAAGCUAUUUCUCCAGGUUCAUAAAUAAUAUGUGUCUAUGGCUCUCUUUUAAUUUGUCCACUUCAGACAUUCUCUGCUUAAUUCCUGUUCUGGCAGAGGAGAAGUUUUUUGUUUGUUCACCCGCUUCAACCCUUUCAUCCUUUCAAUUCGGUUAUAAUAUAGCUUUUGACAAUACAAAGUGUUUUAUUAUUAUAAGUAUACUAUUAUUGUUCACUAUUGAAUGCACUAUGAUCCUAUGUCUGUUCUUGAACAACUCGUUUAAAAAGUUAAUAAUUGUGACAUUUUAUUUGUUUUCUUG
Molecule: messenger RNA, 4684 nt
Organism: Physeter macrocephalus (sperm whale)
Lineage: Eukaryota; Metazoa; Chordata; Mammalia; Artiodactyla; Physeteridae
Product: leucine-rich repeat-containing protein 37A3-like
Source: RefSeq, a predicted model, not a curated record